Molecule: messenger RNA, 1153 nt
Organism: Papilio polytes (common Mormon)
Lineage: Eukaryota; Metazoa; Arthropoda; Insecta; Lepidoptera; Papilionidae
Product: lachesin-like
Exons: 10
Coding region: 1-1149 (382 amino acids)
Cellular component (GO): neuron projection
Source: RefSeq, a predicted model, not a curated record
AUGUUUUUAACUUUAAUUUUGUUGGAUUGGCUGUUUAUUUCGUCAAGCGCGACAACGCUAUCACCUGAACCGGGUUUUAGCGCACCCAUAGAAAAUGUCACAGCGCCGCUGGGAAGAGAAGCUAUUAUGGCUUGUACAGUACACAAUCUUUCAUCAUAUAAGGUCGCGUGGCUAAGAGUUGACACCCAAACAAUCCUCACGAUACAUACUCAUGUGAUAUCAAGGAGUCGACGAGUUGGUGUAACUCACAGCGACCACCGCACCUGGUUCCUUCACAUCAGAGAGCUGCGGGAGACGGACAGAGGAUGGUACAUGUGCCAGAUCAAUACUGACCCUAUGAAAAGUCAACUUGGCUACUUAGAUGUCGUUGUACCGCCUGAUAUCUUGGACCGUGGUACGAGUACUGAUCAGACGGUGCGUGAGGGAGCAUCCGUCAGUCUGACGUGCGCUGCCACGGGCUCGCCGCAUCCACAAAUAACUUGGCGAAGGGAACAUUCGAAAACUAUAACAAUCGCGGAUGGCAUACAAGUGACGUCAUUAGAAGGUCCUGUUUUAAAUAUAAGUCGAGUAAACAGACAGCAUGCGGGUGCAUAUUUGUGCAUAGCCUCUAACGGAGUACCGCCUACGGUUAGCAAGAGAAUAAUGCUAACGGUUGAAUACCCGCCCGUGGUGACAAUUAAGAAUCAAUUAGUGGGCGCCGUAUUGGGGUCCGAUUUAUUGCUGGAAUGUGAAACAGAGGCCUACCCCAAGCCCGUUAGUUACUGGAGCAGGGAAAAUGGAGAAAUAGUACCGAUAGGUAGGGGCUUGGAACCGCAAAAGAUAUCGGGCUCGUAUCGCUCAGUACUACGGCUUCCUAUUCGCAGGAUAACAAGCUCGGAUUACGGCGCGUACAAAUGUGUCUCCAAAAACUCCUUGGGUGACAGCGAGGGAACUAUUAAACUAUACCCAAUGCCACCUCCCGCAAUGGAAAAUAACGCAGUUCAGAGGCUGAAUAUAAUUGCUGAUAAGUCAUCAGAUAGUACACCAUUUGGCACUCAAGAUUUCAGACUACAAGAUUACAGCGGAGCGGCUUGGAAGGAUUCCUUUAAUUUCAGCUUACUGUCCUCUCUAAUAAUUGUUAACAGCGUUCUUUCUUGGAGGUUUCUUUGAGUAA